Messenger RNA from Magnolia sinica, 1199 nucleotides. Its product is annotated as F-box protein At1g55000. The coding region runs from base 110 to 943 and encodes 277 amino acids. The transcript has 2 exons. NCBI's taxonomy places the organism in Eukaryota, Viridiplantae, Streptophyta, Magnoliopsida, Magnoliales, Magnoliaceae. The record is from RefSeq and is a predicted model, not a curated record. Gene Ontology annotation, molecular function: protein binding.
CAACGCGCACUCCUGCGCAUUCUAAGAUCACACCAACCCAUCAGCCUCACAAAAUAAAACUACGCCAAUAGCUGCGCAUCUCACCCCCUCCAUUUCUUUCCUCUUCCAAAUGGGAUGCUGCGGCGACGAUGACGAUGAGAUCCUCAAGCAUCUUAUCCCAGACGAAGAAGAUCCUUUUGCUGGAACCCUAAAAAACCGCCUGAACACCGCUGGAGCUCCAGAAGAUUCCGGCACUGGCGGCAUCCUCUCCGACGCCUUCAUCGUCAUCUCCCCCUUGAAUUCCAAUUUCUCGGCCCUGAUCUCCCGAGACAUCCUCCGCUCCAUCUUCGAACGGCUGCCGCUGCCGGAUCUGGCGCGGGCUGCUUGUGUCUGCCGCCUAUGGAAUUCCAUCGCGUCUGACCGAGAGAUGCAAGCCAGGGCCUUCAAGUUGCCUUGGAAGCUCAAGGAUGUGGUCGGGAACCCGUCGUCCGGGAGCUUCUGGCGCGACAAUGGUCUGGGCCGGUUCGCCAUCUCACACCGUCUCGCCCGUGGAGACACCGUUGCUGGCCUCGCUGUGAGGUAUUCUGUGCAGGUCAUGGACAUAAAACGUUUGAAUAACAUGAUGAGCGACCAUGGCAUACACUCGAGGGAAAGGCUUCUGAUUCCCAUAAGCAAACCAGACAUUCUUCUUGAUGGCACCUGCUACAUAGAGUUGGAUGCUUACGCAAAGAGGGAAGUGGCUGUACUGUAUCUGGAAGGCGCCCCUGAUAGCAAAGUCAGCUAUUUGGCAAACAGGAUGACUGGGAGAGGCAAGAGGAGAAUUCUUAACUCCAUGAAGAGGAGCAUGCGAGUGGAUGACGGGACUGCUGAAUACUACCUAUCCAUCACAAACGGCGACCCAAGGGCUGCAUUUUCGGAGUUCUCAGAGGAUCUUAGGUGGGAGCAGCAGGCACGAGCACCCUAGUUUAAAAGGGAAGAAGAAGCCGUGAGCGCAGAGACAAGGUAAGCUAAGAACGGUCUCAUUCCUGUCAUGUAAUUUGGAUGCUGUUUUGCAGAGACGGUAAGCUAAGAACGGUCUCAUUCCUGUCAUGUAAUUGGGAUGUUGUUUUAUGCUGAAUAUCAUGUACAUGUAUACAAUUCCUGAAGUGAUUGUCUGUUCUUGUAAAAUCCAAAUUAUCUAGGAGUCAAAGAAUCAAGCUCCUCUCCAUCUCUUACAAUCA